Telopea speciosissima is the source of this 2308-nucleotide messenger RNA. RefSeq names its product probable 1-deoxy-D-xylulose-5-phosphate synthase, chloroplastic. The record is from RefSeq and is a predicted model, not a curated record. Gene Ontology annotation, molecular function: 1-deoxy-D-xylulose-5-phosphate synthase activity. Gene Ontology annotation, biological process: terpenoid biosynthetic process. The transcript is spliced from 10 exons. Bases 45 to 2228 code for a protein of 727 amino acids. NCBI's taxonomy places the organism in Eukaryota, Viridiplantae, Streptophyta, Magnoliopsida, Proteales, Proteaceae.
UUCGACUACUGAGUGGUUUUGGGAGUUGGGUUUCUGGUUUAACGAUGAGUACGGCCUCUGCUCGGGGUUCAUAUGGAAUUAGUGCUCCUGAGCAUGGAGAGUUACGGGUUUUAUCUCCCAAAUUGGAGUUCUCGAGGUUUUACAAACCUUCGAAAGGGGAAUUUCUCAGAGUGAAACUGUACUCAAUGUCUGUUUCAACCACUAACUCCUCCAAGGGAAUGGUACCCUGUAUCAGUGCUUUACCUGAAGUUGGUGAUUUCUUCUGGGAGAAGGCCCCAACGCCCAUUCUUGAUAUGGUUGAUGCCCCGAUUCACUUGAAGAACUUGUCUUCCAAGGAACUGAAACAAUUAGCUGAUGAGAUCCGUUCAGAGUUGUCUUUCAUGAUGUCUAAAACUAGAAAACCUUUUCAAGCCAGUUUAGCAGUGGUGGAGCUUACAGUUGCGAUUCACCAUGUUUUUCAUGCCCCCAUGGACAAGAUAUUGUGGGAUGAUGGUGAACAGCAGUCUUACGCACAUAAGAUUCUUACGGGAAGGCGGUCCCUUAUGCACACACUGAGACAGAAGAAUGGUCUUUCGGCGUCUACAUCUCGUUCUGAGAGUGAAUACGACCCAUUUGGUGCUGGACAUGGAUGCAACAGUGUUUCUGCUGGACUGGGAAUGGCUGUUGCGCGAGAUAUUAAAAGGAAACGAGAUCGUAUAGUGACAGUGAUCACCAAUCAGACCAUUAUGGCUGGUCAGAUAUAUGAGGCAAUGAGUAAUGCUGGGUAUCUGGAUUCCAACAUGGUUGUGAUCCUAAAUGAUAGCCACCACUCUUUACACCCAAAGCUAGAGGAGGGUCCCAAGACAGCAAUAAAUGCUUUGUCUGGUACUCUAAGCAAGCUGCAGUCCAGUAAAUCCUUUCGUAAAUUGAGAGAAGCGGCUAAGGGGGUUACUAAGAGAAUCGGAAGGGGUAUGCAUGAAUUGGCAGCAAAAGUUGAUGAAUAUACACGGGGUAUGAUGGGUCCUCUAGGAUCAACUCUCUUUGAAGAGCUUGGGAUGUAUUAUAUUGGCCCAGUUGAUGGCCACAACGUGGAAGAUUUAAUUACAGUUCUCCAGGAUGUGGCUUCUCUGGAUUCAACAGGACCUGUGUUGGUUCAUGUAAUAACGGAGGAAGAACCGGAGUCAGAUGAUGAUCAGCUGAGUGAAAUAGCUGUCAAACAUCAAGGUCAAUGCAAUGUGGUUUCAUUACCCUCUUAUCCAAAGCUGAUGGGCAGUAGUCUCUCCCGGACAUAUAGUAAUUUCUUCGCAGAAGCUUUAGUUGUGGAGGCAGAGAGGGACAGCAACAUUGUGACUGUUCGUGCAGGCAUGGGAAUUGAUCCAUCACUCCAACUAUUCAAGGAAAGAUUCCCAGACAAAUUUUUUGACCUAGGGAUGGCUGAGCAACAUGCAGUCACCUUUUCUGCUGGUUUGUCAUGUGGAGGAUUGAAGCCUUUCUGUAUAAUCCCCUCCACUUUUCUACAGAGAGCCUAUGAUCAGGUUGUCCAUGACGUAGAUCGCCAAAGAAUUGCUGUGCGGUUUGUUAUCACUAGUGCAGGACUGGUGGGGUCUGAUGGCCCCUUGCACUGUGGAGGAUUUGACAUAGCAAUCAUGUCACUCUUGCCAAACAUGGUAGUUAUGGCACCAUCUGAUGAGAACGAGCUUGUUCACAUGGUGGCCACUGCAGCUCAGAUUGAUGACAGGCCUGUUUGCUUCCGGUAUCCAAGAGGUGCUAUUGUUGGACUGAACAGCUCUGUUUGCAAUGGAGUAGCCCUUGAGAUCGGGAAAGGGAGAGUUCUUGCCCAGGGUAAAGAUGUUGCGUUGCUUGGGUAUGGUGCGAUGGUUCAGAACUGCCUCAAAGCACACUCUCUUCUUUCCAGCCUUGGCAUCAAAGUGACUGUUGCUGAUGCGAGGUUCUGCAAACCACUUGACAUCAACCUUGUCAGGCAGCUUUGUGAAGAUCAUGCCAUUUUGAUCACAGUUGAGGAAGGCUCUGUUGGAGGAUUUGGGUCCCAUGUUGCACAAUUCAUGGCUCUUGAUGGACUGCUUGAUGGAAGAGUUAAAUGGCGUCCGAUUAUUCUACCGGAUAAUUACAUAGAACAUGGAACUCCGAAGGAACAACUUGCUCUUGCAGGCCUAACUGGCCAUCACAUCGCUGCCACUGCAUUGAGCUUGCUAGGUCGCACACGUGAUGCCCUGUUGUUGAUGCGCUAGAAAGGGAUACAGAGUUCUAUGCCAAGUUAUGUUGAACAAUGAGAAGAUAAUGCUAUAGGAGAGCAUCCACCUUUAAGGAG